UGCUAAGCAUCGCACAAAGAGCAGGGGAAAGUUUCAGUUAGCAAUCCAGGAAUACUUUUAACCGUAAGCUUUACGAAAUUAAAAACUAAUUUAGUUUAUUGUAUUAGCAACAGCUCAUCUAACGUUGAGAUAGUGUCAGAUUUAUACUGACAGAUCAUUGGAUCGUAAUUUGGACGACAAUUUAGUUCGGAAAUGGGUCGAGUGUGGCGUGACAAACCAGAUACACCCGUGCGGAACAGACGAGAAAAGCGCACGAGACUUCUGCCAAACAAGAAAUAUGAAACUAUUGCAGAGGAGCCUGGGGUGGAAGAGAUGCAUGUUCCCACUGUCAAACCAACCAAACGGGUACAGAAUGGGGACAUUCAUUUUGCUAAACACAUUAAGACUGUCCAAAAGAAAUCUGAGAUACGCUUGAGCAGGCCUCCAUCUACUGAAAACUCCAGCAACAAAACGCAUGCCGUGCCAGCUUCUAGGAGAUCUAGUUACAGAGUGUCAGCAUCAGGUCACCAAACAAUUCAAACCACUCCCAGGAUAGAGGCCGCUAAAGGUGGUGACAUGCUAGUUAACGAUGAAGAGCAACAAAUGACAGUAACAUCUGAAAGUGUCACUCCUUUCAUCUGUAACGAUGAUGAGGAAGAAGACUGCUAUUCCUUUGCCUCAUCUAUCAGCAGUCUUCCUUCCCCGGAGAUCUUUAGAAGAGAAAGAUAUGUGGAGACAUCAACUUUUCUUAUUAAGGAGGAGCUUGGGCUUCAUCUUAACAUAAAAAACUCCACCUUGCUUAAUGUGAGCAACGCUGAGACCAUACACAUGCAUCAACCCAUAAACCUUUCUAGCAUCUUCGUUUUAAAAAAUAUUCUGUCUGCAGAUGUCUCUGAGAUUGUUGACGAAAAGAACUGUGAGAUCAACCAACACGGAAGACCUGAAGCUGAGACCAGAAAACAUGUGGACUCAUUUAAAUCAGAGAAGGCCUUGGAGUUGAAAACCCCCCCAAAACUCACCAACAGAAGGACCAUUUUAUACAAGAAGAAGGUCUGGUUCAAAAGCCCCAUCAUUGUGGACACCUUGGAAGCAACAUGCAUCCCAGGCACCAAAUUAACCAUUUACUGCAACAAUGAACCAGCCCACACAUCAAGCCCUUCUGAGCAGAUUCAGAAUGACACAGUCACAUCCUCAGCUAACAUCAGUUCUAAAGAAAAAGCAUUAAAGCUGAAGGUGAGGUCGAAAAGGCCUGCAAGCCGGGAAUCAAAGUUCUUUGGCUUUAUCGACGACAGUGACCGUGAUGCAUUCUUUGAUAGAAUGAGAAUACGUUCUGCCAAACUCAAAAGUGCUCCUUUAUUUCCUCUCACAGCUCCUCCAGAACCUUCUAUUUUGUGACUUCUUAAGGCAAAUGAAUGUAUGUUAAGAUUUUGUCUUUUUCCCAUAAUCAAGAUGUAUAGAGGUCUGUAUGUUAACUAUCCUGUAAAAGAGUAAUCUGAUGUCAGUGUAUGAGGCUGUCAUAAUGUCUCAAAUGAUAAUUUAAAUGUGAUGCAUUCUUUAUUUAAAGAGAAUAAUUCAAAAGGCAUGCCAUACCCUGCCAUGUAUUUAAGUCCCUGCACAUCAUAUAUUUUGAGUGUGACUUUUCAACUUUCCUUUCUUCUCAACCUUGUCCUUUUAUUACCUUGUUACUGUAUCCUACAAACCUUGACAUGUACCUCUGCUUACCUUUUGUAUUCUACAGUUGUCAGACAAGUGUCUGUGCAAAGUGACCACUAGAUGUCAGACCUGUAUUUUUUUUACUGCGCCUUUUCACCUCUCCUGUUAGUGAUUGUUUUACAAUUUAAAAUAUAUAUGUUUGUGUUGCAUUUUUGUGUUAUUAAUUAUUGUUAUUAAAGUGCCAUAAUUGCAUACAAAUCAAAAAUUGUAAUGUAAACAAAAAGCUUAAAUGUAAGUUAAUUUGACUUUUUGGUCGUCUAUAUUUUCAAG
Trematomus bernacchii (emerald rockcod) is the source of this 1962-nucleotide messenger RNA. RefSeq lists its product as uncharacterized. NCBI's taxonomy places the organism in Eukaryota, Metazoa, Chordata, Actinopteri, Perciformes, Nototheniidae. The transcript has 8 exons. The record is from RefSeq and is a predicted model, not a curated record. The coding region runs from base 193 to 1374 and encodes 393 amino acids.